This is a messenger RNA of Salvia splendens (bonfire salvia), 1457 nucleotides long. RefSeq lists its product as uncharacterized. The transcript is spliced from 5 exons. Bases 1 to 1182 code for a protein of 393 amino acids. The record is from RefSeq and is a predicted model, not a curated record. Lineage: Eukaryota; Viridiplantae; Streptophyta; Magnoliopsida; Lamiales; Lamiaceae.
AUGGCGGAGAGCCUAUUUUACCGAUUGAAAAAUCCCCACAAGAACUACCUGGAUAAUUUUUCGGAUGAGAAGCUUCAGAUGAUUGGUUUGGGGUAUGAUAGGUUGGUGAGGUUCAUGGACAAGGACGACCCUAAUUUGAAGCACCCAUAUGAUUGGUAUAAAUAUGGCGAAUUCGGGCCCUAUUCCUGGCGGAUCUUUAAGAAACUUCUGUUGGUUUUCUUUGUGGGAUUCUUGGCUUGGGCCUAUCAGGCAAUAAAGCCUCCUCCUCCAAAGAUCUGUGGCUCGAAAGACGGGCCUCCAGUUACAGCUCCAAGAAUUCAGCUCAAGGAUGGAAGGCACUUGGCUUACAAAGAAUUUGGUGUCCCAAAGGAUAAUGCAAAGCACAAGAUUGUGUUUGUCCAUGCCUUGGAUACUUGCAGGCAUGAUGUGUCUGCUAUAACUUCUGGACUCUCGCCGGAUUUUGUUGAAAGUGGAGGGAUCUAUAUCGUUUCAUUCAACAGACCUGGUUAUGGAGAGAGUGAUCCAAACCCUGCCCAAACACUUAGAAGCAUUUCUUCUGACAUCGAGGAGCUUGCUGAUCAGUUGGGAUUAGGAUCCAAAUUUUAUGUUGCUGGAUUCUCCUUGGGUGGCCAGAUUGUGUGGACCUGCCUCAAGCACAUUCCUCACAGGUUGGCAGGAGCAGCUCUGAUUGCACCACCGGUGAAUUAUUGGUGGAAAGGUAUUCCUUCGAACCUCUCUGCAGAAGCAUAUAAGAAGCAGCUUCUUCAGGACGAAUGGGCGCUUCGUGUAGCUCACUAUACUCCGUGGCUUAUCUACUGGUGGAACACCCAAAAGCUGUUUCCUUGUAUGAGUAUUAUUGCUCGCAGCACCAAAGUUCUCUCUCAACAAGACGUAGAACUAAUGCCAAAGAUUCACUCCUUAAAACAAGAGACUGCGGCACAGGUAAGACAGCAAGGUGACUACGAGUCAAUUCACCGCGAUCUGGCAUUUGCCUUUGGGAAGUGGGAAUUCGACCCAACGGAAUUGAGAAACCCCUUUGCAGAAGGGUCAGGCUCUGUUGAUAUUCUGGUCCCUGCCACACUGCAGCGUGAGAUUAACUAUCACGAGGUUCGUGGUGCUGGCCACAAGUUUCUGUACGCUGAUGGAAUAGCUGAUUCGAUCAUACAAGCACUUGUUUCUUAGGAUGCCUGCACCAGGUUAUAUAUACAUAUAUUCUCAUUGUAUCACAUUUAUUACUGCUGCAUCAGUUAGUUAUCUUGUUUCGUCAAGAUGAGUAGAGUGGUCAUCUGUAUGGAGAAUUGCUUGGGAGUAUAUGUAAAAUAUUUCAUCCUACGCUGCAGAUUUCUUUUAAUUAUGGAUUUAGGGUUAUUAGUUUUGGAUGCAUGCACUAUUUUUGUAAAACAAAAGAAAGGAAAAAUGUAUCUCUUGGAUUUUAGCAAAAGAUUUUUUACUUGGAA